Messenger RNA from Diabrotica virgifera virgifera (western corn rootworm), 1213 nucleotides. RefSeq lists its product as uncharacterized. The transcript has 5 exons. Gene Ontology annotation, biological process: cilium organization. The coding region runs from base 82 to 1176 and encodes 364 amino acids. The record is from RefSeq and is a predicted model, not a curated record. NCBI's taxonomy places the organism in Eukaryota, Metazoa, Arthropoda, Insecta, Coleoptera, Chrysomelidae. Gene Ontology annotation, molecular function: protein binding. Gene Ontology annotation, cellular component: motile cilium; cytoplasm.
UCAAAUAAUAGACACAUUUAGUUCUGUUUUGACAUCGAAUUUGUCAUGUUGGUUUAAUUUUUUUGUUGGUUUUUUUGUAACAUGUCUGGGAGUAAAAGUGAUAAGUCUUCCCAGAAAAAUGAAUUUGAAAAAGUUUAUCCACAUCCAGACAGCCAAUGGAAUCGAGCGUCUCAACUAAUUGGUCAAAUAAACCUUAUGGUAGCAGCUUUGGAGACCGUUCUAGUGGAAACGUUACACACCCUUCAUAUUUUGCGCACUUUAAAUACUCGAAAUAAUAUAUCCUUUGAUGAAAAUCUUUUGAGAUAUAGCGAUGUCGUGGAAAGGUUUACUGGUACAGAAGAUCACUCAGAGAAAAGGCUUCCUUCCAGGGGAAUAAACCACGAUAAACUGGCCAUAGACAUUAACAAACUAAUAAACGUCUUUCGAGAAACAGCGAAAAAACUAAGCUACAGCGAGGAGUUUCCAAUUUUAAAAGGAUUUCUUAACGCUAUUAAUAAUAUGACGAAAGAUGACGACAUGUUGUUUGAAAACGAAAAAACAAAAAGUCUGGAAAUCAAGCUUUUAAAACAACAGUAUAACAGCGAAAAAGCCAAAGGAUUAAAUAAUGUGGAGAAAACUUUUGAUAAUAUUCAAUAUUUAAAAUUUUCUAUAGAAAAUGCUAUAGCGUAUGGACGAUAUGAAGUAAACUAUUUUAAAAAAUGGGAAGCCACAAGAGCAGAACAAAAUAAACUUGCUUGUUUAGAGCAAGAAAAUGUUUAUAGACAUCGUAUCGACGACACUAAGAAAGACAUAGAACUUGAAAGAAAAUGUCAUCACAAAUUUAAGGGUUAUAUAGAAGAAAGCAGACGUGAUAUGUUGGAUGAAAUUAACUAUUUGGUAAAGCAUUAUGACGACGAAAUCGAGAGAAGAGAGAUCGAAAUAAUUGAUACGCAAAGAAAACUCGAAAAACUCUGCGUGCAGCAUAGACAAGUUUUGUAUGAACUUGAGAAACGACAAAAAGAAAUGGCAGAAUGGAAGCAGUAUAAGAGAGAAAGAGAAUUACGACGUAAACGUGCUAAGCUUGUGAAAUGGGCUUCAGUUGUGAUACAGGCCUGGUGGAGAUGUAUUAUGGUUCGAAAACGAUUGGGUCCCUACAAAAGAAAGAAGAAAGAUAAAAAAAUCAAAAUAUUCAAGUAAUCAUUGGCUAAUAAAUAAACAUCUAAAAUUUGAAAAA